GUUUGGAUUCGUAGGCAUCUUUAGAAAACAUUUUAUUAGACUUCAGUUGUCGUUCGUCGAAAGCGGAACUACAUAUAUUUAGUAUAGUUUGCACCCGGAAUGGCUUAUCAGUUGGACGUUUUUGCUCAUGUUGAUUACAGUGAUGUUGACAUGUGAGAGAUAUUUGGUUAUUUUAAUAGUAUAGUAAUGGACGCGACAGUAAACACAGCCUGUUUAGACACAGAAGCUGAGUGUAAAACUAAAGAGGCUGUGACGCUGCCGUUAUCAGAGACCAGACUGGUUUGUAUUGAAUAUCCGGGUUUGGUUAAUAAUGUGGACAAAAUGCUGGAGACUGUUGGAGGGGAACAAGGGCUGUCUAAGACGUACGGAGACUCGUCCAAACGGCUGGAGCUGCGGUAUCGUCCUAAGGACCUUUACUGUCACCCUGUAUGCGGGAAUCGCUAUUCUUCCACCAACCUGCUCAUUCGAGUACGGCGUAGGACAAACAGACACAGCGGGGAAUCUCAAAUCAUCAUGGAGAUCCUGGGCCUCAUAGACACCACUUAUAAAUUUCAGGGAAUGGCAGAUUUUCAGUACCUGGCUAUGCACAGAGAGGCAGACGGAUCCCAGAUAUCUUUGUAUGACAAGAUUUUGUUGCGUAAACCUGAAAAGAAGGAGUUCUUUGACCAAGCUGUGCCUCUCUUCGUCCCACCUCCUAUUUUCUCUCGUCUGGAUAAUCCGAUAGAUUACUACUAUAGGCCAGAUGUUGCACACAAAGAAGGAUCCGCUUCACAUUUGAUUUCUAAAGAGAACCUGAUCGGUCCAAACCGAGCCCGGAGAUCCCACAAUGCCAUUUUUGUGAGUUUUGAAGAUUUAACUGUACCCACUGAGCCACUAGAGGCUGCUAAGUCAAACUGGCAGAAAAACGCUAUGCACCACAGUGACCUGAAGGCAGAGGAGGAAAUGAGGAAGCUGUUCGAAAGACGGCCCAUAUGGUCCCGCAACGCCAUCAAAGCCAACAUCAACAUUCACCCGGAGAAACUGAAGCUCCUGCUCCCCUUUCUGGCGUAUUACAUGUUGACCGGGCCGUGGAGAAGCCUGUGGGUGAGGUUUGGUUACGAUCCCCGUCAGAACGCAGAGGCCAAAAUCUACCAAGUUCUGGACUUCAGAAUCCGCUGUGGAGUGAGACAUGGACACAGCUUCAAUGAAAUACCAGUAAAGGCUAAAAGAAGUGCUUAUCAGUACACUCUUCCCACCUCGGUCAACAAGGCAGCUCCCCAGGCAGCUAGUUUGAAGGACAUCAACCAGGACAGUUCAUCAAGCAUGUUAUCCUCAACAUCAAAAUACAUUCUUAAGGAUUCGGUUUACAUUUACCGCGAGGGAAUGUUACCACCCUACCGACAGAUGUUUUACCAGCUGUGUGAUCUGGAUGUAGAGAAAAUUAAGAGCAUCAUCCAUAAAAAUGACGGGGUCGAGGAAGUCUGCGACGAGCGCGACGGCUGGUGUUUGCCACGGACCGCGGACGAGCUCAGAAACAUCAUCUCGUCCAUGAUCACGCAGGUGGCACGAGCCAAAAGACCUUCUCUGUCUUCCCCGAAGCUGAGGCCUGUCCGGGCCGGACGUAAAAUCGAAGAGAGUGGCGAGGAUGAAGACGACAACGAUGACCAUGGCGAUGACGACGACGAUGAAGAUUACAAGCCUGAAGGGAGUGAAAAUGAAAUGGAGACAGAAAUGCUUGAUUACAUGUAAACUAGACCUGUGGACUUUAAGCUGUUUACAUUGACUUAAGUUACAUAUUUAAUCUGGAAUAUGUAUGUUUUUCUAAAAAAAACCUGUCUUUUGUAAAAGAAUUAUUUGUUCAAAGGCUGAGUUUUGUUCAGAAAUACAGAGCGUGGACCGAUGCAUAAAUAAAGAAAGAAAUUAGGCCUGAAUAUUUUUUUAAUAGCAGUCAUACAGUAUCACUGACAUGAAAGACGGAUAUGCGAACUCAUGCGUACCGAUAAAUCUGUUUUAUCUUAUAUUUCCAUAAUGAAACAGAAAAGAGAUAAAGCUGCAAAAUUGUCUUUAGAAAUGCAGCAGGUGUGUGUUAAGAGAAAGAGACGCAGGUGUAAGCU
This is a messenger RNA of Tachysurus vachellii, 2093 nucleotides long. RefSeq names its product general transcription factor IIIC, polypeptide 5 (gene gtf3c5). Gene Ontology annotation, biological process: transcription initiation at RNA polymerase III promoter. The transcript has 11 exons. Bases 187 to 1728 code for a protein of 513 amino acids. Gene Ontology annotation, cellular component: transcription factor TFIIIC complex. The record is from RefSeq and is a predicted model, not a curated record. NCBI's taxonomy places the organism in Eukaryota, Metazoa, Chordata, Actinopteri, Siluriformes, Bagridae.